This is a messenger RNA of Oryza brachyantha (malo sina), 2328 nucleotides long. RefSeq names its product glutathione hydrolase 3. The record is from RefSeq and is a predicted model, not a curated record. Gene Ontology annotation, molecular function: glutathione gamma-glutamate hydrolase. The transcript is spliced from 6 exons. Gene Ontology annotation, biological process: glutathione catabolic process. Lineage: Eukaryota; Viridiplantae; Streptophyta; Magnoliopsida; Poales; Poaceae. The coding region runs from base 224 to 2116 and encodes 630 amino acids. Gene Ontology annotation, cellular component: plasma membrane.
AAAGUGGGUCAAUGAUAAUUCAAAAUCGAUAAUGAUUAAAGAACAAGCUAUUGGUAGUAGAGAUUCAUUUGCCAAUUGGAUAGCCACUAUAAAAUAUCCAGUAUCUCAUGUCCACAAGCUACCCAGUGCACAAGCUCUCGCCAUCCAAGAAUCCCUCCCCUUCCUGUCCUACCUGGGGAUCGCCCACUAGAAUCUCCGGCGAUCCGGCGGGAGCUAGGCGAUCAUGGCCGCGCGCGGCGGCCUAGAGAACGCUCUCCUCGGCGGUGGCCCGGUGUCGCCUCAGGACAGGCGGCGCCGCCGCCCCUGGACCGCGCUCGCCAUCGCCGUGGCGCUGCUCGCGCUGGCGUGCGUGGUGCUGCUCCUGAGCUCCGGGGGCGAUCGGGAGGUGGCGUCCGGCGGGGGCGCCCGCCUGAGCCCGCACGAGGUGGAGGCUGGGGUGGGCGCGGUGGCGGCCGACGAUGGGCGGUGCUCGGAGGUGGGCGCCGCGGCGCUGCGCGCCGGCGGGCACGCGGUGGACGCGGCCGUGGCGGCGGCGCUCUGCCUCGGCGUGGUGCACCCGAUGUCGAGCGGCGUCGGCGGCGGCGCGUUCAUCGUCGCCAGGGACGCCGCCUCCGGCGACGCCGUCGCCUUCGACGCCCGCGAGACCGCGCCGGCCGCGGCCACGCCGGACAUGUACGCGAGCAACCCGACCUCCAAGUACAAGGGCGCGCUCGCCAUGGGCAUCCCCGGCGAGCUCGCCGGCCUCCACGCCGCGUGGUCUCGCUACGGCAGGCUGCCGUGGAAGGACCUCUUCGCGCCGGCGAUCAAGCUGGCGCGGGACGGCUACACGGUGGUGCCGUACGUCGCCGCCGCGCUCAAGAAGACGGAGCAGGACGUGCUCGCCGACCCGGGCCUCCGCGCCGUGUUCGCGCCGGAGGGGAGGCUCCUCGCCGCCGGCGAGGUGUGCCGCAACCCGGCGCUCGCCGACACGCUGGAGGCCGUCGCGAACGACGGCGUCGAGGCGCUCUACGGCGGCGCCGUCGGCGAGAGGUUCGUCGCGGACGUGAGGCGCGCCGGGGGCAUCGCGACGGUGGAUGACCUGAGGGCGUACAAGGUCGAGGUGAGCGACGCCAUGCGCGCCGACGCCAUGGGAUACACCAUCCUCGGCAUGCCUCCGCCUUCCAGCGGCGCCGUGGGGACGGCCCUGGUUUUGAACAUUUUGGGUGGAUACAAAUCGCUCGAGUUCUUGAAAGGGUUUCUUGGCGUGCACCGGCUCAUCGAGGCGCUGAAGCAUAUGCUGGCAAUCCGGAUGGCGCUCGGCGACCCCGACUUCGUUAACGUCGCCGGCAGCGUCUCCGAGAUGCUGUCGCCGGCGUUCGCCGACAAAAUCCGGCAGAAGAUCGUCGACAACACGACGUUCCCUCCUGGCUACUACUUCCCAAAAUGGAGCCAGCUGAGAGACCACGGGACGAGCCACCUCUGCGUCGUCGACGGCGACCGGAACGCGGUGGCGAUGACGACCACGGUGAACUACUACUUCGGGGCGCACGUGCUCUCGCCGUCGACGGGCAUCGUGCUGAACAACGAGAUGGACGACUUCUCCGUGCCGGCGGAGCGGACGCCGGACCACCUUCCGCCCGCGCCGGCCAACUUCAUCGCUCCGGGCAAACGGCCUCUCUCCUCCAUGACUCCAUCGAUCAUACUCAAGGACGGGCAGCUCGCCGGCGUGGUCGGCGGCAGCGGCGGGACGAACAUCAUCGCGACGGUCGCGCAGGUGUUCCUGAACCACUUCGUCGUCGGCAUGCACCCCCUCGCCGCCGUCCAGCAUCCCAGGGUCUACCACAAGCUGGUGCCGAACGAGGUGGUGUACGAGGACGAGACGGUGGUCGACGGCGAGGUGAUCAAGCUCAGCGGCGAGACGAGGGAGUUCCUGCGGCGGAGAGGGCACCGGCUGAAGAGCACGGACUCCGGCGCCGUGUGCCAGUUCAUCGUGCAGGACUUGCUGGCGCCGGUAGGCUCGGCCACCCACCGGAAGCACGGCAGCAAUGGCGGAGCCGCCGGCGGCGAGAACGUCUUCCAUGGGAUGCUCACCGCCGUCAGCGACCCGAGGAAAGGCGGGAGACCAGCCGGGAUGUGAUGACGCAUGCUUGCGUCACGACAUUUGUUAGGUGUUCGUUUUAGACCGCCGAAAUUCAUGGAAGAUUCCUGUGAAAAUCGAACGGGUUUAUAUGAAAAUUUCUGCAAUUUUUGUACAGUUUGAAUUGAAUUGAACAGCUUUGGAUUAAAAGGUUUCUCAAACCGUCCAAAACAGCGCAAUUUACCAUGGUCACGCGUACCAUAAAAUUAAUG